This is a messenger RNA of Megalopta genalis, 1316 nucleotides long. RefSeq names its product vesicle-associated membrane protein 7 (gene Vamp7). The record is from RefSeq and is a predicted model, not a curated record. Gene Ontology annotation, molecular function: SNARE binding; SNAP receptor activity. Lineage: Eukaryota; Metazoa; Arthropoda; Insecta; Hymenoptera; Halictidae. Gene Ontology annotation, cellular component: SNARE complex; membrane. Gene Ontology annotation, biological process: vesicle fusion; exocytosis.
UCAGCUUAGACUCAGUCUCAGUAGUCAGUGACAGUUACACGAAGUUAUAUAUACUGAUAUACAUAACAAUCAUCGUUCGUAGCAAGGAGUGUUUUGAUUUUCGAAAACGGUCUUUUACUUAUGUAGUGACAGUGCUUUUAUUGAUCACUGCUUUCACAGUUGAUAUUUUAUAAGGAAAGACAACGCUAAUUAUUAAAAACAUUGUCAACGUCGUCAAAAAGUGGUUGAUCACACCUUCGUUUGCAUCAUCUAAUUUUGCGGGGCUUUCAUCAUGCCUAUUUUAUACAGUGUAGUAGCUCGAGGACCAGUCGUACUGGCAAAGUUUGCUGCUUGUGAAGGAAACUUUGAAGAGGUCACAGAGAAAAUCCUUGCAAAAAUACCGCCAGAAAAUGAUAAGUUAACGUAUACUCAAGGGCCUUACCUAUUCCAUUAUAUCUCUGAAAACAAUAUUAUCUACUUGUGCAUUACAGAUGGAGAUUUUCAAAAAUCGAGAGCAUUUCUGUUUCUUACCGAAGUUAAGAGAAGAUUUUUGGCUGUUUAUGGGGAUGGAGCACAAACUGCAGUGGCAUACUCAAUGAACACAGACUUCAGCAGAAUUUUAGCCAACGAAAUGAAAUAUUAUAGGGAGUCCAAUCAUGAGAUCGACGUGAUAUCAAAAGUUCAUGGAGAACUGGAUGAAUUAAAAGACAUAAUGGUACAGAAUAUUGAUAGUGUCGCCAUGCGCGGAGAGCGGUUAGAACUACUUGUAGACAAGACGGAUCGUUUAACUGACAAUUCGGUUACCUUCAGAAAAACCAGCAGGAACCUGGCACGCUCGUUGUUCUGGAAGAACGUUAAAAUAUACGUAAUCAUUGGCGCGAUUGUUGUUGUCGCCAUUUAUGUUAUUGUAUCUAUAUCUUGUGGUGGGUUGGCUUGGCAGAAGUGUGUAGGAAAGUAAUUGAAACAACCAACACACAGACAAUUAAUUAUCACUGAAGAUUCCUAUCGACACAGCGUAUUGAUCUGUCGAUACAUCGAUACAAUGUUUUUGUGUGAAUCGAGGGGGAGGGGGGCACGGGAAAAUAUCCUCGUUUUACAUUGUGUAUAUAAUAAACUGAAGGAACAAGGUUCGAACCUGCAAUACUAGAUGAAACACGAAUUAGGAGAAUUAUAUAUAUAUAUAACGCUUAUAUUAUUUUUAUUAUAUUAUCGAGAAGAUACAUCGGUAUCGUUUCUAUAACUCUAUAAGCGAUAAGUAUAAGUUUCAUGUCGCCUAUGUAUAUUGUAUCAUAUAAAUGCGUUCCGCGAACGAAUAAAAACAAUGCUACACGACUGGA